AUGGCAAACAUGCGAUUCCGACUCGGCUUUUUACCAUUCCUCGGCUAUCACCACGUGCUCAUGAUAUUCAUCGCUGUUGCAAUAAUCUUACUCUCACUACUUCUUGCGGGCUGCUCAUCAUCAUCGCCCUUGAUACCCGGCAUAUUCCUGAUAUCUCUAUACUACAAAUCCUACCCACCAGUCUUUGAUCCAGCCCAGGUCGAUCCUGGCGUCACGACCGCAAUAGCCAACAUUGUCGGCCAGGCCCAGCUAGAAGUCCGGGUAGGCUAUUUCGGAAUAUGUGUGAAUCCAGAUGGAGGAUCGUUCCUGUGUAGCAACAAUGCCUCAAGUCUUGCCGGUCAGGUGAGCGUGGAUCAAGACCCGUUAAAUCUGAUCUGGGUGGCGAGUACAUUCAAGGACUCUAUCGUAUUUCCCUACUUGAUAAUCGUAGCCAUUGUGCUGGCCUUCGCUUGCUUCCUCCUCCUCCGCUACCUUUCCCGGCUGGCAUGA
Bacidia gigantensis is the source of this 489-nucleotide messenger RNA. RefSeq lists its product as uncharacterized. Bases 1 to 489 code for a protein of 162 amino acids. Gene Ontology annotation, biological process: conjugation with cellular fusion. The transcript is spliced from 4 exons. Gene Ontology annotation, cellular component: membrane; mating projection tip. The record is from RefSeq and is a predicted model, not a curated record. Lineage: Eukaryota; Fungi; Ascomycota; Lecanoromycetes; Lecanorales; Ramalinaceae.